AUGCAAGCGAAUCAGAUCGUAACUGAUCUGCGCAAUAACAACCCCUGUCUUUCGUUUCAGUUCCGCAAAUCGAUCUAUGUCGUGCCGACCAAACCGGAAGACAUCGGCGCAAACCACGAGCUGUGGUACGGCCUGUUCCAGUCGGCGCUGCUGGGCUCGAAGCCGUUCCUGAACAUUGACGUGUCGCACAAGGCGUUCCCACGUGGUGGCCCGGUGCUCGAUGUGGUGGCCUCGCUGAACCGUAAUUCUCUUCCCACAUCUCUCGCCGGUUGGUUGGCCCAACAGGUGCAUGACUAUCUGAAGGGCAUGGAAGUGGUUUACACUGGACCUAACGGAGUGGGAAAGACGUUCAAGUACAACAGCUUGAAGGGACCGGCCAGUACGCAAAAGUUCAAACUGGAGGAUGGUUCGGAAUCGACCGUUGCGGCGUACUUCCAGAAGCAGGGAGUUCGUCUGAGGUUCCCGGAUCUGCCGGUGAUGCACGUCGGAAGCACCAUCCGUAACAUUAUGGUGCCGAUGGAACUGUGUGCGAUUCCGCCGGGACAGGCGUUGAUCAAGAAGCAUCCGGACCAGUGCACCCAGAUGAUUAUCCGACGGUCAGCCACGGAUACGGUCACCCGGAAGGGCAAAAUCAUGGACAUUUUCAACCAAAUCGAUUACAACAACAGCAAGACGAUUAAGGACUUUGGCUUUGGCGUGGGCAAUUCGUUCGAGGUUGUCGACGGACGCAUCAUUGGACCGCCGAGCGUGCUGUAUCGUAACAACGUCACAAUCACACCCUCGCGAGGCCAAUGGCGCGCGGACAAUGCGUCCUUCAUCCAGAUCAACCCGCAACCGCUGCGCUGGAGAAUCCUAAACCUGGACGACCGCACUCGUCCGGCCGGGAUCCAGCAGCUUGGGCAAAACAUUUUCCAAGUGUCCAGGAAGCAUGGCAUCCAGCUGGAGCCGUUCUCGAUGCAGCAGACGUACUACGAACCGCGCGACCUUCGCAACGCCAUCCGUGAGGUGGACUCGAUCUUUGAAGAUUUGAAGAAGCAAAGAAUGGACUUUGUCAUCGUGGUCAUUUCCGGCAUGGGUGAUCAAUACUCGAAGGUUAAGCAACGAGCGGAGCUGGUAACCGGUCUGUUGACGCAGUGUAUCAAGGGGGACACGGUGUACAAGAAGGCGGGCGAUAUGAGCACCAUCAACAACAUUUGGCUUAAGAUCAACGCCAAAACCAACGGGACGAACCACGUGCUGAAGCCGGAAUGCAAGCCGCCCCUCAUCCGCAAACGCGUCAUGUACGUCGGAGCGGACGUAACCCAUCCCUCGCCCGAACAAACCAACAUCCCGAGUGUGGUGGGCGUGGCCGCUUCGUACGACCUGGAAGGAUUCCGGUACAACUGCUGCUACCGCCUGCAGAACCCCAAGGACGAAAUGAUCCGCGACCUCGAAAACAUCAUCAAGAAGCAGCUCCUGCAGUUCAAGACGUGCAACGGCGCGCUCCCCGAUCUGAUCAUGUACUACCGGGAUGGCGUCUCCGAGGGACAAUUCUCCGAGAUCCUAACCAUCGAACUGAACGCGAUCCAGAGUGCGGUCGCCUCCACAAGUCCGGGCGCGAAGGUCGCCGUCACGUUCAUCGUGGUCCAGAAGCGGCACCACGCGCGCUUCUUCCCGACCCGCGGAACCAUCGAUGUCGAAGGCCGAAACCAGAAUCUUCCCCCGGGCACGGUCGUGGACAAGCACAUUACGGCGCCGAAUCAGUACCAGUUUUUCCUGAUUUCCCACCAGGCGGUCCAGGGCGUGGCCAAGCCGACCAAGUACUGCGUCCUCUACGACGACGUCAACUCCGAUCCGGACGAGCUGCAAUCGGUCACGUACGCGCUCUGUCACAUGUUUGCACGCUGCAACCGGGCCGUGUCCUAUCCGGCACCGACCUAUUACGCGCAUUUGGCCGCCUUCCGGGGCCGGGUUUACAUCAAGGAUCGCCGUCUGAACAUGAACGACCUGGCUGGAGAGUACCGGAAGAUGCAGAUCAAGCCGGAAAUCAUCGACGGGCAUCCGAUGUUCUUCGUUUAAAAUUAUUACAUUCUUUUUUUUUUUGCGCUCAUGGUCCUAUAAGCUAUUGUUUUUCGUAAGUUUAUAGAACCUAUUAAAAAAAAACUCUAGAAUUUAAGUUUUUAAAGUCAUCAGUGGCAUUUUAUUUACAAAAACAAUCAAAACUAAUGAAAAAUCGAAUCUCUGUUUGGAAAAAAAAUAUUUGGUAAACUCAAAGAUUAGAGGUUGAAAUUUCCCAAAAAAAAAUGUUCUGGUCCUUUUUUUCCUUAUUUUUGAAAAGAUUUGAUAACGGAUCCACUAAAUGACUAUUGGCAUUUGUUCACGAAACUCUGUAACAUGCCUUAUUUUUUAAUAUAUAUAAACUAUUUUUAAAUAGUAUAAAGCAAGAUUUAUACACUUUUUUCUCAUCAUUGCACGAAUUUUUUUUAAAAACUUUGCUUAUCAUUACAAACUAAAGUGAUAAAAAAACAUACUAACCUAUUAUACCCACACAAAAAAAUAUUGAUUGAACAACACCAUUAUACAUGACCCAUUUCCGUAGUAACUUUUCAAUACGGCGUAACCUUGGGCAAACACCAGCAAUUUUAAACCAUAUUGAAAAGAUAUUGCAGAAUUUAUGUUAUUCGUAACCAUAAAUGUAAAAUAAACUUUUAUUUGUUUUUUCCCCUA
Culex pipiens pallens (northern house mosquito) is the source of this 2706-nucleotide messenger RNA. Its product is annotated as protein argonaute-2. The coding region runs from base 1 to 2058 and encodes 685 amino acids. The transcript has 4 exons. Gene Ontology annotation, molecular function: RNA binding; protein binding. The record is from RefSeq and is a predicted model, not a curated record. NCBI's taxonomy places the organism in Eukaryota, Metazoa, Arthropoda, Insecta, Diptera, Culicidae.